Messenger RNA from Leishmania mexicana MHOM/GT/2001/U1103, 2550 nucleotides. RefSeq lists its product as hypothetical. The transcript has a single exon. The record is from RefSeq and is a predicted model, not a curated record. NCBI's taxonomy places the organism in Eukaryota, Euglenozoa, Kinetoplastea, Trypanosomatida, Trypanosomatidae. Bases 1 to 2550 code for a protein of 849 amino acids. Gene Ontology annotation, biological process: positive regulation of double-strand break repair.
AUGACUUCGUCAACCUGUGGUGAUGAGACAGGGCGGCACAAAGAUGCCUUGAGGGAGCAAGCCACAAUGCUGCUCACGCUGCACCAGCACCUGCUGCAGCACCAGAAGGCAGCGCAUCAGGCCUUCACCUCUUUGGAUCAGGCCUGCUGCACCUUGGCUGCUUCCUUGGCGGCGUCGUCUGCGCCCGGUGUAGUCGACAGCGCAGCUUUGAAGGAUGCGUCGUCAGGGGCGACGUCGCCAUUAUCAUUGUCGCCGCAGUCCACCGCGCAAGGAUUCACGCAGCUGCUGCGACGUGUCGAGGUACUUCAUCAAUUUCUCUUCAUAAAUCUAUACGUGCAUCAGCGCGAGAGCGUGUUGCGUCUCGUGGACGAAGUAGAACGGCUUGUCGCUGGGAACGCGUCAGCCCCAUCGUCCUUGCCAACGCCCCACUCAACGAUGCUAGAUGACAUUGACACCAGCAGCUGUGGCGGGGCUGACAGCUCGCACCUUGGUGAGGAGCAACGGGAACUGCGCCGGCAAAUUACACAGCUCCGCUACCAGCUUGCGCGUCCUGCCAAGGCUCACGCAAGCGGUUGUCACUCCACGCACACGGACGGCGUCGCCAGCGGGCUGCUGCCUCAAACACAGACGACACCGUUCUCUUCUCCACCGCACGAGAACGGCAUGUCUGGCCCCUCUUCGGCAGCAUUGUGGGCUGUGCUGCACGCCGCCAGAUCUCCUCGCACACAGGCAGGGGUAGCUUCAUCGAAGAUGCAAGGGGCCGCACGCCAGAAUAUGCCCCGACUACGACUCUUCGCGCUGUCCUCGACGUUCCAGAAACACGGCGUCGCCGGUCAGCAGGGCCUUGCCGCCGUGCUGUACGCAGUGCAGCGUCGUUUUCACGUUCACGCUGUCGUACUCGGCUGCACGGCAAGCCCGGAGGCGGAAGUGGACGUGGCCGUGCGCCUCGGCUGCUUGUGCCUUGUAGUGCCGCAUCAUGACCUAGGCAGCUUCCCGGUCCACCCUGGCUUGGUCGUCACCAGUGAUCGAGCGGUGCUCGCCCACAUGGAGAGCCGCGGCGACGGCAUGUCCUCCACUGCGGACGCGUCAUCGCUGGGGUGCGACGCGGCGGAGGGCGAUGAGGAUCUGGCGCUCAUGGCCGACGGCGGCGGCAAGUGCACGGCUGCUCUCGAGGAGCUCUUUGUGUCACUCGAGGCGGAUUUUUCCCUCAUGACCGAUGCCGAGCCGGUGUGGUCAUCGCCAUUCACCACCGCUGCAGCGGAACGCGACGCGCCAGGCAGUCAGGCGCUCGUCGUUGAGCGGUCAGCGCUGCACCGAGACGGACGCCAAACAUCGAGUCAGCGGAAGCGCCAUCGCUCUGGCGGCACUGUGAACUCAUCUGCGCUCUCCACAUCUGCAUCAGCGCCAGAGGGUGUUGCCAUGUCAGCGCAUGAGUCCGACGCUCUGUCGAAUACGGGAGCGGUUCUCUCCAGCCAGUCUUCGCGCGCUCGCAUCACUGGCGCCGCGUGGCUGCGAACCAGCGCCGUUGCUGACGUAAUGAGCCCUGCAGAGGUGUACGAUGCAGCGGCAGAUGCAGACGCCGUCACUCCCUCACAGUUGGCCGUCGAGUCACAGCACGUGGGCAUCACGCAGAACUUUUCAUCGUCGCACCGCUCCGCUACCCCAUCCGACUCCGCGCGCGCCACCCCGGUGCUGUGUCCGCACGAGGGCGUUGCGAGAGUCGAUGAUGCGGCCGCUCCGGCCUCCACUGCUGACGUAAGUGUGCCUCAGCAGUUUGUUUUUCAGAUUAGCAACUCUGUCAAGUACCUGAAAGCUCAGUUGAUGGAAGCCAUUGCGCAGCUUGGCGGGGUGGUGGACCAGAGCUCCGGCUACAGCCGCGCGUGCCGCUACCUUGUGGUGGCGGAGGGCAUCACAGAGAGGACGGAGAAGUACCUUGGCGCCUGCGCUGCUGCCGCGUACAUUGUGCCGCCGCGCUUUGUCUUCGAUUCGCAGCGUCGUGGCUACUGGCUAGCGAACCGCGUUCAAGAGUACGACAUGAGCCCUCAGCGAAUCAUCGCACACGCGCCACGUGCCGUUCCAAUCUUCAGCAACUGGCGAGUUGUUCUCAUCACUUGCCGUGCCGCCGCUGCACGGGGCGUGCUGGCGGCGUUGCUGGCUGGCGGCUGCACACAGGCCACCGCGUUUGUGGUGGACAUAACGGCGGAACCACCGAUGAACCCCGGCGCGCGCUUGUGCGUUUACGACGAGACCUGUGCAACCGCCGAGGGCAUUGUCGAAGGGGUGUGCCCGUCUAGCAGCAUCGCUGCACACACGCUGCAGUCGGCGACGCACAUCCUUGUUGAGUGCAGCACCGUCACCGCUCAUGGGCUCUUUCAAAUGCCGGACUGGAUGCCGGCCUGCGUGCGUCAGCCCGAGUACCAGCCCCGCAUCUUCACACUGGAGCUGCUUUACUUUUGCCUAUGCGCGCAUCCAGAGCGCGUCUUCGACGCGGAGGGCCAGCUGAGCGAAGUGGACGCCCUCACCCCCGCAUGCCGAGUCGAGCUUGUCUGA